AUGACACUAAUAAAAUCAUCUAUACCAAAAUUACAGCAUCCCAAUCAUGAUGAAUCUGAAACCAACAGGAACAGUAAGCAAGCGUCCUCGUCAGUAAUAACAACUAGUACUCCUGAAUUAAACACACCAACUAGAACUCCCUGGUAUAACAAGAGAUAUAUAUGUUCUGAUGAUGAAGAAGAUGACUUCGAUGAGGUAAAUAAUGAAUCUCAUGAUAAAACACCAUCUCCCAAAAAAUCACAAGUUCUUGAACAUCAGUUUGAUUUUGCUUCAACUCCAUUAAACCCAAAUUCUACUGUUUCGUUUGUAUCACCGAUGAAUAAACUCAAUGCAUUACAUUUAGAAUCACAAAUUGCAAGUUCUUCAGAUAUUGAAAAUGACGUGCAAAUACAGGACCAUGAUGACGAUGAUGAUGAGUAUGAUGAAUUUUCACUUGGAAAUAAAACUAUUACCAAUCAUUCCGAUGACGAGGAGGAGGAGGAGGAGGAUGAUGAGGAAGAAGACAUGAUCAAUCAAUUCACUCCACAAUAUAUAAGUUCAAGGAAAAGAUCACUUCUGGAGUCUCCAGAUAUGAUGAUGCUAACUCCAAAUCAGAACAGCCAUAUAUCUGCUUCAUCAAAUUGCAAUUUCAAUAAACUGUCUAUCUAUCACAACAGCAGCAACAACACGACUACAAAUACCAGUGGUUCAGGAUUUAAGUUUAGUUUUUCAAAUAUUACUGAUUCAACCCCAUGUCCACGACAGCCAAAGAGAAAGAAACUUAAGUUUAAACGACAAAAUAGUCAAGAUUCAAGUAGAAACAUCCUAGAUUUGAACUUUGCAAAGAAAACUAUAUUAUCUGAACCACUGACGAUUCCGUCGUAUAAUGAAGAACCAAAUGACGAAAUUGACAAUGACGAUGAUAGUAGUAGUAAAAGUGCACAAAGUUCAAAAUUAGAAUCUACUCCAAUUUCACAAUCGACACCGGCAUCACUGCGGGCAUCUACUCCUCCACUUCCUUCAUUACAACAACCGACAAGGAAGAAUCAAGAACAUGAAGAAUAUGGUGAAAUUAUAAAUGGAUAUAAAUUUGUCAAACCAAAGAUAUUACCACAAUUCAAGUACGAAACUCCAAUGAAUAAUAAUCGAUAUCAUCAGUUACGUGAUACUUAUAAUAGUAAUAAUUAUCAAAUAAUUGGGGAGUUGCCAAUUACCUCAGCCGGGAUAAUGGAUGAAAAUCCCGAGGAUGAAGAUAUUCAUAUUGGAGAUCGACGAAUAAAUGAUCCAUAUUUGACUAUCCCAAGUAUAAAACAGUCAUUUGAUCAACUAAGACAAUUAUAUUUCAAUGAAGUGAGAUUACCUUUAUUACCACCUUAUUUCUAUCAGUUGAAUGAAUUAUCAACACAAACAAUUAUGUUGUUGAUAACUAGUGAGAAUUUAUUGAAAUUUUAUCAAAGCAUUCUUCUAGAAAAUGAGGAAUUGUUGGAUUUAUUAAAACAAGAAAGAAUUAAAUGGCAUCCUGAUAAAUGGGUAGGCAAAUUCAAAGAUGUACAAUCAUCUAAUGAAUAUCCAUUUAAUUUACAAGUUGUUGAUUUAAUUAGUCAAACUAUAAAUGGACUUAUAGAAUCUUUAUAA
Candida tropicalis MYA-3404 is the source of this 1614-nucleotide messenger RNA. RefSeq lists its product as uncharacterized. Gene Ontology annotation, biological process: canonical NF-kappaB signal transduction. The record is from RefSeq and is a predicted model, not a curated record. The transcript has a single exon. Lineage: Eukaryota; Fungi; Ascomycota; Pichiomycetes; Serinales; Debaryomycetaceae. The coding region runs from base 1 to 1614 and encodes 537 amino acids.